AAGAUUAUCUUACUUCUUUUAUUUUAUUAAAGAGGUAAUUUAAAAUCGGAUUGUGAAUUAGAUGAUACUACGCCGAGGACCACCCAUCUAAAACAGCGCUAAUGGCUUCUAAAGAACAUGGAAGAAUGAGAACUUAUCAAAUGUUAUAAAGAAUACAUAUAGGACCUUGAAUUAUAGAUUUUUUUCGAUGAUGGAUGAAAUUGGGUAUAAUAAUACACAAUAUGUUAUUAAUUCAUCACAAAAUCUAACAAUCUAUAAUGAUACGUUGUUUAAUUUAACUACUAAAGCUUUUAUGUAUAUCAUCCUAAUUAUCUAUCAUACAAUGCUCUCAAAUUGCACAACAUUGUAGUACUUACCUAAUCUUGUUAUCAAUGUUAAAGUAGCAGGUAAAUAUAGCGAACAUUGUCACAAUGACGAGAUGGCCUUAACAAAUAGAUGUUUUCUUAACUAUGACUUGAUAUCUUUUAUCAUUUGUUAUUUGAAGUUUGUAAAACUAACACCACAAUGAAAGUCGAAAACAGUAAAAGUAAAUUAAAUCAAAAUAAUGAUCCUCUUCCAGAGAAAAUUGAAGAAGCAAUAAAGAAAAUAAUUAAAAAAGAAGGCUACACAAAUUAUAAACUGAAAACUAAAGCCAUAUCUACUGGUGGUGGUAACUAUUUUGGAUCUCUGUAUGAGGUUGAUGUUGUUGGAGUAACUAAAGAUGGUGAGAAAGUAACAAAUAUAUUUGUUAAAGGGAUUAUCCCCGCAGAUCGUCUUACAGCUGUGUCAGUCACUGGAAUGUUCAAUAUGGAAUUAUUCUUUUACAACGAUUUAGCAGUUGUACUUAAUGACAUACAGAAUGAAGCUGAUGUACCUAUAAAAGAAAGAUACAAUAUCGCUAAGUCAUUUCAAGAAAGUAUACCGGAAGCGAUUAUUCUGGUCAAUUUGGCAAAGAAAAAAUACAAAACAUUGAGCAGAUUUGACGUGCUUCCUAUAAAUUUUGCAGAACUGUGUGUCAAACAAUUAGGGAAGCUGCACGCGUUGUCUUUUGCUUUGGAAAAUAAACGCCCAGAUUAUUUUGAUCAAAACAUCAAGACAAUACCUUGCCCAUAUAAUUUUAACGAAGAUUUUAAAGGUUUACUCAAAAAUUCUUCAAAAGCACUUUCUGCAUGUUUAGAUGGUGAUGCCCAAAAGAGGUUUAAUGCAUUUCUGCCAAAGUUGUGGGUAAAAAGUCAGGAAUAUUAUUUAGAUCAGAAAUACAAGAGAACAUUAAUACAUAAUGACUACAGGGCCAACAAUAUAUUGCUGAAAGAGAUUGAUGGUGAAAUCGUUGACAUCAUACCAGUGGAUUACCAGCUGAUGCACUACGGCUGUCCACUUCUCGACUUCUUCUUCCUCAUUUUCCUUGGUACAGACCAACAGUUCAGAAAAGACCACUUGGAAGACCUCAAGGACAUUUACUUCGACUCUUUAACAAAAAUGCUUCAAUAUUUUGAUAUCGACGUUAAAUCUGUAUUUCCUAGAGAUGAUUUUGAGAAUUUGUAUAAUGAGACGUUAGGUUACGGUCUGCAAUGUUUUAUUCAGCUUAUGCCAUUCAUUUUUGCUACUGAAAAUGAGUUGCCUGAUCUGGAUAAAGAUUACCAAGGUGAAGUUAGUAUUAAGACUGAUCCUAGAAUGAAUGAGAGGGCUAGAGGGAUAGUAGAUGAUUUUAUUCGAUGGGGUGUAUUGUAAAUGAAUAAAGUGAAUUUUAGUUUUAUUUCUAUUGAGUUUAAGAUAUAGCAAAAAUAAAAUAAAGUUAUCGAAGCUUAAUGUAGGUAAGUAAAAUGUGAUUUUCUGUUUCGAUACAAAAAGAGUCAGCAGGGUAGGGUCCGGUUUAUGGUUUUAAUUUACUUCACAAAUAUGCUCUUGUUUAAAGUAUGUCAAUCAAUCCAACAUACAUAGAGAUACCUUGCCAGAUAUCUUACUCUUCUAACUAAAAUUGCACUAUAGUCAUUCUGCUAGCCCAGAAUCAGACUUGCACGGCGGCUACACUAGCCAUGUCUGAUUAAUGACAAUUUGAUUGUCUUAAACACGCACUUCCUAACAAACAUGUUGAUUGUAUCUAGUUACGGUAGAUUACCGAGCUAAUAUUGCGACCAUUGUUCCACUAAUAAGUACUAAUAACGUAUCCGAUGACUCGAACAAUACAAACAUAUUUAACAGUAUACUCUAUCCUAUAAAUGAACAUUUGCUGUCUGAAUAUCCUGGGACUCACAUCGAAAUGGAGGUAAAACCUUGUAAUUGUGGGGAUAUCGAUCAACUUCCUGUAAAAGUUGCAGAAGCAAUAAGAAAGAUAGUGAAUAAAGAA
Cydia fagiglandana is the source of this 2326-nucleotide messenger RNA. RefSeq lists its product as uncharacterized. Gene Ontology annotation, biological process: protein phosphorylation. The transcript is spliced from 2 exons. The coding region runs from base 505 to 1710 and encodes 401 amino acids. Gene Ontology annotation, molecular function: protein kinase activity. Lineage: Eukaryota; Metazoa; Arthropoda; Insecta; Lepidoptera; Tortricidae. The record is from RefSeq and is a predicted model, not a curated record.